This is a messenger RNA of Spea bombifrons (plains spadefoot toad), 1118 nucleotides long. Its product is annotated as aldo-keto reductase family 1 member C15-like. The transcript has 9 exons. Gene Ontology annotation, biological process: steroid metabolic process. Lineage: Eukaryota; Metazoa; Chordata; Amphibia; Anura; Pelobatidae. Bases 8 to 982 code for a protein of 324 amino acids. Gene Ontology annotation, molecular function: aldose reductase (NADPH) activity; ketosteroid monooxygenase activity; steroid dehydrogenase activity. Gene Ontology annotation, cellular component: cytosol. The record is from RefSeq and is a predicted model, not a curated record.
ACAAGAAAUGGAUUUAAAUUCAGAAUCCUUCAUCGUGAUGAACGACGGAAACAAAAUUCCAGCCAUCGGCUUCGGUACCUACGCCCCUGAUAACUUCCCUAAGAGCUUGGCCGAAGAGGCUACCAAGGUGGCUAUCGACGUUGGGUAUCGCCACAUCGACUGCGCCUUUAUCUACGGUAACGAGGCAGAGGUUGGUCGCGCAAUCAAGGCAAAGAUCUCAGACGGGACGGUGAAAAGAGAAGAUAUAUUCUAUACCGGGAAACUCUGGAACACGUUCCUCAACCCUGAUCUUGUUCGGCCGGCUCUAGAAAGGUCUCUGAAGGACCUUGAGAUGGACUACAUGGACCUCUUCAUCAUCCACUUGCCGUUUGGCCUGCAGCCGGGUGGGGAUCUGAUGCCUGUGGAUGAAAACGGGCACUUUAUUUUUCAUAACGUCGAUCUGCGUGAUACGUGGGAGGCUCUGGAGCAGUGUAAAGACGCGGGGCUGGUGAGGUCCAUUGGGGUCUCCAACUUCAACCGAAGGCAGCUGGAGCUGAUCCUCAACAAGCCGGGACUGAAGCACAAGCCGGUCUGUAAUCAGGUGGAAUGUCACAUCUACCUGAAUCAGAAACAAUUGCUGGCGUUCUGUCAAUCUCACGAUAUCGUUCUCGUAGGAUACGGCAUACUGGGGUCCAGCAGGGACGAGGGAUGGUUUGACCAAAACGCCCCGUUUGUCCUUGAGGAUCCGGUGUUAAAGGCCAUUGCUAAAAAGCGCAUGAAAUCGCCUGCCCAGGUAGCCCUGCGCUAUCACCUGCAGCACGGCGUGGUAGUCCUGGCGAAGAGUUUCAAUCCCGUCCGGAUCAAAGAAAACUUUCAGGUCUUUGACUUCCUCCUGACUGCAGAAGACAUGGAAGCCCUCGACGCCUUGAACAGAAACAUGCGCUAUAUUCCGGCAACGAGGUUUAAGACCCACCCGAAUUUUCCUUUCCACGACGAGUACUAAAGCAGCAGCAGAAGACGGAGCGGAACGCAUUUCCUGCUUCCAGAUUCAAAACGGAUCCAACAAGUCUGUGAUUUAUCACAUUUUUUAUUUUUUUUCCCCUGCAAUCCUGUAAUUUGAGUGUAAACAAUAAACGUAU